AUGUAUAAAGUGAGUCCAAUAGGUGAAAUAUUUUAUCUUAGAAUGUUACUUUUGCAUGUUAGAGGUGCAGUUUCUUUUGAAGAUUUGCGUACUGUUAAUGGUACAGUUUUUAAUACAUUCCGAGAAGCAUGUUCUCAAUUAGGUCUGUUACAAGACGACGCUGAAUGGAGAAAUACAUUAACUGAGGCUGCUGCAACUCGGUUGCCAAAUCAAAUUAGACAGUUGUUUUCCAUUAUUUUGACUUUCUGUGAACCUGAUGAUCCAUUAAAUCUUUGGAAUGCCUUUAAAGAUUUUAUGAUGGAGGAUUACAUUCACCAUUCCAUGCCACCAAUAAUUGCUGAGCAGGCAGCUUUGCAUCAAAUUGAAUCUAUAAUUAAUCAGAAUGGUAAGACUUUAGCUGAUGUUAAUCUUCCUACUUUAGAUGAGUUUUUAGAUUAUGUCCCACAAAAUGAAGAGGAAGAUGUUCAGGUUUUAAUUGAUGAAGCAAAUAGGGUUAGACCAUUGUUAAAUGAUAAUCAGCGUCAAAUUGCUGAUGCUAUCCUCUCUGCUCUUAGUGAGCAACCUAACAAUGAAAACAAGCAGUCUAGAUUGUUUUUUAUGGAUGGCCCUGCAGGUUGUGGUAAAACAUUUACAUACAAUUAUUUAAUCGCUGAAACCAGCAGUAGACAUAUUAUAACUGCAACAGCUGCAUGGACAGGAAUAGCUGCAACUCUUUUAAAAAAAGGAUGUACACUUCAUGGUUUGUUCAAACUUCCUGUGCCGAUUUUGGAAAAUAGCACAUGCAAUGUAACUCCAAAUUCUAUACACGGAAAAUUCUUGAGGCAAGUUAGCCUUUAUUUACUAGAUGAGGCAUCCAUGAUACCUAAACAUGCUUUAAAUGCCAUUGAUAAGUUACUUCAAGACGUUUGCAAUAACAAGUUUCCUUUCGGUGGUAAAGUUAUUCUUAUGGGUGGGGAUUUUAGGCAAAUACUUCCGGUUGUAAAGAGAGGGCAACCAGCUGAUAUUGUUGAAGCCUGUAUAAAAUGUUCUCAACAUUGGCAAUAUGUUCAGCGAUUUUCAUUAACAGAAAAUAUGAGGGCUCAGGCCGAAGAAGAGGAAUUCUCUCAAUGGCUUUUAAAACUUGGUAGUGGAACAUUACCUUUAAAAGCAGAUGGUUCCUUUCGCGGGUGCAUUGAGAUUCCUGAGCAAUGCUUGCUUGGAGAAAAUGAAUUUUUAGUAGACAAGAUUUUUGGAGUUGCAGAAGAAGAUGAUUAUGCUAAACGUGCCAUUUUGACACCCAAUAAUGUUGAUUCUUUAGCAAUAAAUGAAGAAGUUUUGGACCGUUUACCAGGUGACGUUAAGGUUUAUUUAAGUGCUAAUACUAUUGAAACAGAUGAUCUUAACGAAAUCAAUAAUUUUCCUGUUGAGUUUUUAAACAGUCUUACUCCAUCAGGAAUGCCUGUUCAUUGCCUAAAGCUAAAAAUUGGUGCUGUUAUAAUGUUACUUCGAAAUUUAGAUCUAAAAGCUGGACUUUGCAAUGGUACCCGAUUGAUAGUGCGUGCUCUACAAAAUAAUUACAUUGAUGGGCAAGUUCUAACAGGUGUUUCAGUUGGCAAGAGGGUAUUUGUCCCUCGGGUUCAGUUAACACAAUCUGAUUCAAAUUUACCUUUUACUCUUAAGCGUCGUCAAUUUCCUGUAAGAUUAGCAUACUCAAUGACCAUAAAUAAAAGUCAAGGUCAAACUUUUGACAAAGUUGGUUAUAUUUUGUAA
Molecule: messenger RNA, 1749 nt
Organism: Hydra vulgaris (swiftwater hydra)
Lineage: Eukaryota; Metazoa; Cnidaria; Hydrozoa; Anthoathecata; Hydridae
Biological process (GO): telomere maintenance; DNA repair
Molecular function (GO): DNA helicase activity
Source: RefSeq, a predicted model, not a curated record